Molecule: messenger RNA, 2525 nt
Organism: Mus caroli (Ryukyu mouse)
Lineage: Eukaryota; Metazoa; Chordata; Mammalia; Rodentia; Muridae
Gene: Gemin8
Product: gem nuclear organelle associated protein 8
Biological process (GO): spliceosomal snRNP assembly
Cellular component (GO): SMN complex
Source: RefSeq, a predicted model, not a curated record
UUGUUGCCCAGGCAACCCGUGCCUCCCGCUCUUCUGGUGUCACUCCCCCACUUCUCCCGCCCCUUCCUCCUCCCCACCACCAGAGCUAGGUCGGUUGUUGCCCACCGCCCGAGAUCUGCCAGCUGCGUGCCCACGAGACUUUUCUUUGAGUAAACAAGUACUGGAAUACAAAACCAGUCGGAGUCCUUUGACUCAAUCACACCUAAGGGAGAUUGCUCUUCUCCAGACCACAAGAUCACAACCCAGUUCCCACUUGGACUUUUGCAAUAAGAGAUAACAGCAAUGGCCUCAAACUGGAGGGCUAGUGCAUCUUGGUAUUCUCACCCAGUAUAUGCAAGAUACUGGCAACAUUAUCAUCAUGCAAUGCUUUGGAUGCAGAGCCACCAGAAUGCCUACAGAACGUUCAGGGAUUCCUAUUUCACUUCCCCAUGGCUCUUCCCUCAUGGAGCUCUUCCCUGGAACUUUCCUGCUUAUGAGGCUGGGCAUCCUUGGGACUCUGAAGGCCAGCACAUGGCACGGCAGGAGUCUCCCUACCGUGUUUCCCAUCCCAGAAGCCCUGGGCAGCCUCUGCAUAACAGCAGUAGAAGCCAGGCAUCUCCAAGAGGGAAUGAAGCACGGUAUGAGAAGGAAGAGCUGGAGUCAGAUUCAGAUGAUGAAGUAGAGUGCGACCUGAGCAAUGUGGAGAUCACUGAGGAGCUCCGCCAGUACUUCGCGCAGACCGAGAGGCACAGAGAAGAGAGAAGGCGACAGCAGCAGCUGGACGCAGAGCGCCUGAAUGACUAUGUGGAUGCAGACCAUGGCCUGUACUUCAACCACCGUAGGUCACUGGAGCCCCCAUCUGAGAAGCCCUGGGAGCGGCGCCAAGCAGAGAUGAAGCGCUUAUACGGCAACAGUGCUCCCAAGAUCCUGGCCAUGGAGACUGCUGUACAGCUGAGCUUUGACAAGCACUGUGACAGAAAGCAACCCAAGUACUGGCCUGUCAUUCCCCUGAAGUUCUGAGUCCUGGGCACCGGGACCCUAGGGAAUGCAUCACAGUUCCUAGCCUCUCCCUCUUCAUCUCUUCUGGACAUUUUUCAGAGAAAUAGGCCUGCAUACCAACAUGGUGGAUACAGUCUGUCAAUAGGAGAGAAGUAUACUGUUGCCAACACAAGGAAUGUUCACUGACAAAGUGAUAAUUUAUGUAUUGUACUGGCUCUUGGUUUUCUCUUUAACAGUCCAGUUCAUUGAAAUUAUUGCCUAGCAAUACUGCCUAUUGUUUUGCAUUUUUAAUGUCCUUCUUUAAAACAUCCAGAAUGUCAUAAAAGCCUUAAGCCACGUGUCAUUUAUUCCUACAUUUUUUAUUAGAUAUUUUCUUUAUUUACAUUUUAAAUGUUAUCCCCUUUCCUUGUUUCCCCUCCAAAAAUUCCCUAUCUUCUCCCCCCUCCCCCUGCUCCCCAACCCACCCACUCCCACAUCCUGGCCCAGCCAUUCCUACAUUUUUUAGACCAGUUUUCAUACAGUGCAUGCUAGCUACAAACUUAAAAUCUUCCUGCUUCUAUCUCCCAAAUGCUAGUUUACAGGUUUGCACUGCCCACACUAAGCUUCUGUCUACGUAUUUCCUGUGACUUCUUCUUUGGACCCCUCUGAAAAUGAUAUAAGUGAACAUUAAAAGAAGUGGCACUGUGCUGGGCGUGGUGGCGCACGCCUUUAACCCCAGCACUCGGGAGGCAGAGGCAGGUGGAUUUCUGAGUUUGAGGCCAGCCUGGUCUACAAAGUGAGUUCCAGGACUGCCAGAGCUAUACAGAGAAACCCUGUCUUGGGGAAAAAAAAAAAGAAGAAGAAGAAGUGGCACUUGUUAUUCUGAUAGGUAUCAGCCCGCAUGCUCUAUAAGACCUGAGAAUAAAUACUCUGGGCUUGGCAGGCCAUGUUGUCUCAUAACUAACUGCCUCACCCUGUCUUUAUAGCAUAAAAACAGCCAUAGUUACUGAAUAAACAAAUGAAUGUGACUGUUUCAAUAAAAUUUUAUUUGUUAAAAAAAAUAAUAAAAUAAAACAGGCUAUGGACUGGAUUUGAUCUACAACUGCUGCUGCUGUAAAACAGUGAAAAUCACCCAUCUGACAUUAUUGUUAUCUUGUUUUCUGUCCAGAACUUGGUUGUCAAGCAGAAUUGAUAACAAACAGUAAUUCCCAAGCCUGGUCAUUUACAAUCUCUUUUGUUGUCAAAAUGCACAGUUGAGCUCUUACUUCAUAUAGUAAGUGCUGAUUUAGUAAGCAAAUAACAGCUGUGAGAAGGAAAAUCUAAACAUUGAUGGAGCAGUCCAUUUAUAGAAGCCAGCUCCUUUUUAAAUACGUUCUUACAGUCCAUUGCCAGGGUGAGCCGGUGUUGACCUGAGAAGGUUAGCACAUCCAUCAAAGGUUGGUGAAAAGAUUCUGUAUUGACAUGUUGCUCCCUAGGAACACAUUCCGCUUCCAUCCAGCCCCUGCCCUGAGACAACCAGGUCCCUUUCAACAGACAUAGACAAGUCAGAGCCUGCUUAGACAGCAGGU